GAAUUAAUCACAUGUUAGAUUGGUAUAAUUAAUUAUAUAAAUUCUGAUACUUGUAUACAGUUUAAUUUAUCAAUUAAUCUUCACGUGAAUGCAAUAUUGAGUUGUUUCAUGCUGAAGUUAACUAUGUAUAAAAAAAAAUCUACAACCAUGUGAGGAGGUGUUUGAGCUGUUUUGUGACGUAAAUUUUGUAAUUAACAUGGCUGAAUCUCGUGUUGUAAUAUUAAUUUACAAUUAUAACGGAUAUUAAAAUAUAUUCUUCAGUCAUUGCUGGUAACAUUUUUAUUGUUUGCAAUCCUUGAAUACUUUAUUGCUCUUAAUAACGUAUAACCAAUCUUUAAGAAUUUUUUUAGUUCCCCGUUGAAAAAGAACACACCUCUGCACGCAAAGGCAAAUUGCAAUGACAUCAACGUUUUCUUUUCACGUGCAUAUCCACCACUAAUUAUCCUCAAUUUUGGUUAAAAUUAUGUUUUGAAGGCCUAAUAUACGACGGAUAAAGAAGCCAUUGCAUUGCAUGUUCCCUUCUAUUCAUACCCAAUCUAAUCCAAACCGAACCAAUUAAAGAAUCAACAAAACUAAACCGGUUUAAACACCAACCGCUUCGGUUUAGCACUGCGAUUCGCCUCGCGAGUUCACCACUCUCUGUUAGACCAAAGAGCCACGGAGAAGAAGAAAUGGCGGGACUACUAGCUUGGGCCGCCGACGUCGUCGGUAAAAACGGAAAAGAUGGAGGCGACGAGAAGGAUCGGAUCCCGUUAGUGUUCACGGAGGAGCAGCAGAAAUACGUCGAUGAGCUUGGUAGAAAAGCGGCAACGCUCAGCCGUUCGAUCCAAGAUCUGCGGCUGAGAUUGCCUCCGUCGGACAUCUCCCAGCGGCUGCCUCACCUUCACGCACACUCGUUAGCCUCCAAUGCAGCUCUCACUCUUCAGCUUGAUUCGCACUCCGCCACUCGUGAACAGGCUCAAGUGAGAGAGCAGACGCUGCUAGAAGGACGAAGCAGAUUCUCUUCUAGCAAAGUUGAAGGUGAGUUUAUAAGAUAUAAAGAUUAUCCUUGGCUUGUUACCAUUUUGAACCUGCUUGAUAUCAUAUGUGGUUGCAGGAGCUUGAAGAUGUUGAGGAAAGUUUGAAAACCGAGCAAGAAGCUUCUCUAGAUGAAAGGCAUUCCAAAGGAUCUGGCCCAAGCAGAGGGGAUCGUUGGUGAGAUUCAUUCGAAUGAGAUGGAAUUAGAGAGACUGAACACUUUGUGGAGAAGAUAUGAGAGCUUCAACUUCGAGGGGAACGCAGCAAGGAACAGAUUCAAAAAAACAAAUUCAGAUAGAGGAUUUGGAUCAGACCAUGAAGUUGAUGCUCAUUCAUACCUUCCAUAUUCGACUGCUACAAGAACUGAGUCCCAAACAAGGCUCAUGUAUCUCAGGUCAGCUUUUGUCGUCUACAUUUUGGCUCUGCACGUCCUGGUUUUCAUCAAGAUCUCCUUUUGAGAUAUUAUGUACAAGAGAACUCUGUUGCGCUUUUAGUUUACGCAAUGGUGCAUAUAAAAUUUAUAGGAAUAUAUGACAUAAAAGAAUCUUUCUUUACAGUUUUUUUGUGUUGAUUUAAAGAUAUUCGUUUCAUCUUA
This is a messenger RNA of Brassica napus (rape), 1612 nucleotides long. RefSeq lists its product as uncharacterized. Lineage: Eukaryota; Viridiplantae; Streptophyta; Magnoliopsida; Brassicales; Brassicaceae. The transcript is spliced from 3 exons. The record is from RefSeq and is a predicted model, not a curated record. Bases 672 to 1124 code for a protein of 150 amino acids.